ACAAAAUAAAAUUCACUGAACCCGACAAUGAACACGAAGUCACGAACGACGAACCUCGUCCGUCAUUAGGUCUUCCUCUGUUCAUCUCCCAUUCCUACUUCCAUAUCAAUAAUACCAUACCUCCUCUCUUAGCAGCUAAUGUUUUCCCACCCAAAACUCACCUACAAAAUCUACAUUUACCGAAACACACCUUUUCCCUACCUCAAAGAUCAUGCAAAGAUCUGUAAUAUCAAGUAAACAGCAAGAUAAAACAGAGCUUAAAAAGCUUCAGUUUCUUGUUAAUGGCGGAUUUUAACUCACUUUUCUAUCUAUUCCUCCUAUUUUCUUUCUCUAUCUUCACUUCAGGGAGUGAAGCAGAGGCAAAAGAUGCACCAUUUGUUGGGAUAAACAUAGGAACAGAUGUAUCAAAUUUAUUAUCACCAGAAGAACUAAUUACAUUUCUACAGUCGCAGAAGAUUUCUCAUAUUCGAUUAUUCGAUUCCAAUGCCGACAUUUUAAAAGCACUUUCUCAUACUAAAAUCAGAGUCAUCAUAAGUGUCCCUAAUAAUCAAUUAAUUGCUAUUGGUUCUUCAAAUACUACAGCUGCUACUUGGAUUCAAAGAAAUGUAGUUGCUUUUUAUCCACAAACCCUAAUUACUUCGAUUUCAGUUGGUGAUGAAGUUUUCACUACUAAUCCUUCUUCAGCUCCAAUCCUUUUACCUGCAAUUGAAUCUCUUUAUAAUAGUUUAGUAGCUUCCAAUCUUCAUAAUGAUAUUAAGAUUUCAACUCCUCACGCUGCUUCGAUCAUUUUAGAUACAUUCCCCCCAUCUCAAGCAUUUUUUAAUCAAACCCUAACUCCAUUUUUACUUCCUUUGCUUCAGUUCUUGUCGAGAACCAAGGCUCCGUUGAUGAUGAAUUUCUAUCCUUAUUAUGUUUUUAUGCAGAAUAAAGGUGUUGUUCCUUUGGAUAAUUCAUUGUUCAGACCGUUAACGCCUUCCAAAGAAAUGGUUGAUCCAAACACAUUGCUUCACUAUUCAAAUGUUCUUGAUGCCAUGAUUGAUGCUGCGUAUUUCUCGAUGAAGAAUUUGAAUGUCAGUGAUGUUGUAGUUCUUGUUACUGAAUCUGGGUGGCCGUCAAUUGGUGAUUCUAAAGAACCUUAUGCAACAAUUGACAAUGCUGAUACUUAUAAUUCAAACUUGAUUAAACAUGUUUUCGAUAGAAGUGGAACGCCAUUACAUCCUGAACUUACUUCAAGUGUUUAUAUUUAUGAAUUGUUUAACGAAGAUUUAAGGGCGAACCCGGUUUCAGAAGCUAAUUGGGGUUUGUUUUAUGGGAAUUCAACACCAGUUUAUUUACUUCAUGUUUCUGGAACUGGGACAUUUUUAGGGAAUGAUACUACUAAUCAGACUUAUUGUGUUGUGAUGGAUGAUGUCGAUUCGAAAACAUUGCAGGCAGCUCUUGAUUGGGCUUGUGGACCUGGUAGAGCUAAUUGUUCUGAAAUUCAACCAGGGGAAAAUUGUUAUCAACCUAAUGAUGUGAAACACCAUGCUUCUUAUGCUUUUGAUAGUUAUUAUCAGAAACAAGAUAGAGCUUCUGGUUCUUGUGAUUUCAAAGGCGUUGCCAUGAUCACUACUACAGACCCAAGUCAGGGGAGCUGUAUUUUUCCUGGAAGUAAGAUGUUAGGGACGAACAAGACUAGUGCAGUGGGCACAGCUACCAAUACAACCACGUCAAGUGGAGGGGUAGGACACCUACUGAGAAGAAGAAGAACACCAACGGUACAAUGGUACGAUCUCGUGAUAUUGCUGGUGGUGUUAGCUUGGAUUUGAUAAGAGCUGGGUAGGGGAUGGUACCCAAGAGGUACAGACAAUGCCAAGGAAUUCAUUCAUUCAGAGAAAGUUGUCUGAUUCUUCAAAUCUCAGUGUAGUUUUUCCAGAUGUACCAAUAUCACGUGUAUCUUUAUCACAUUUUGUAAUUUUAGUAGGGGUAGGAAACAAAGUGGAAAGGUUAGGUUUAUAGAGAACUAGAGAGAUUCCAGACACAAGGUCCAAAUGCAUUGCAAAUGGGGUUGAGUAAACUUGAUCCUAAUAACAUGUGGCUGAAAUAUAUGUCCCGGUCUCCUGUUGGGUCCAAAGGCAUAUUUCUUGUAAUUCAUUCUUUUGUAGUUUAUAAAGAGAUUGAUUCUUUGAUCUUCAA
Molecule: messenger RNA, 2175 nt
Organism: Papaver somniferum (opium poppy)
Lineage: Eukaryota; Viridiplantae; Streptophyta; Magnoliopsida; Ranunculales; Papaveraceae
Product: glucan endo-1,3-beta-glucosidase 1-like
Exons: 4
Coding region: 282-1808 (508 amino acids)
Biological process (GO): carbohydrate metabolic process
Cellular component (GO): plasma membrane
Molecular function (GO): hydrolase activity, hydrolyzing O-glycosyl compounds
Source: RefSeq, a predicted model, not a curated record